CUGUCGGGAGGCUCCUCCCCUCCCCGGGCCGCCGAGUCUGCGCGGCUCAGCCGGGCCGGGCUGUCCGGGUCUCAGUCUCCGCUUCCGUCCGUCCGUCCGUCCACCGGUCCGUCCAGCCUGGUCUGUCUGUCCCGCGGCGCCGGCCCCCUUCUGGGCGGAGCCAGGGUCUCGAGAGGCGGCGGCGACGACCUAGAUAGAGCAGGCCUUGUGGAUGGAGUAUUGGACCCACAGUGUCGACCUUUGCCUGCCUGGGCCUCAUUUUCCACAUCUGCGCAAUGGGGGUGAUCACCCUCGCUCUGCUGCCCAGUAGGAGCAGCUGUGAGUCUCUGAUCGAGGGGGUGUCCUGGAGGAGGCCAUAGGGCGCCUUCACAGGCCCAGCCUUCACCAUGGCGGGAGGGAGACCUCACCUGAAAAGGAGUUUCUCCAUCAUCCCCUGCUUCGUCUUUGUGGAGUCAGUGCUGCUGGGCAUUGUGGUUCUACUUGCUUACCGCCUCGAGUUCACAGACACCUUCCCUGUGCACACCCAAGGCUUUUUCUGCUACGACAGCACCUACACCAAGCCCUACCCAGGGCCUGAGGCCGCCAGCCGAGCACCACCGGCCCUCAUCUAUGCCCUGGUCACUGCUGGGCCCACCCUCACGAUCCUUCUGGGAGAGUUGGCGCGUGCCUUCUUUCCUGUGCUACCUUCAGCCAGCCCCAGCAUCGGGGAAAGCACCAUCGUGUCUGGGGCCUGCUGUCGAUUCAGCCCUCCACUGCGAAGGCUGGUCCGCUUCCUGGGGGUCUACUCUUUCGGCCUCUUCACCACCACCAUCUUCGCCAACGCGGGGCAAGUGGUGACCGGGAACCCCACACCGCACUUCCUGUCCGUGUGUCGCCCCAACUACACGGCCUUGGGCUGCCUACCACCCUCUCCUGACCGGCCAGGGCCUGACCGCUUCGUCACAGACCAGGGAGCCUGCGCGGGCAGCCCCAGCCUGGUGGCCGCCGCCCGCCGCGCCUUUCCCUGCAAGGAUGCGGCCCUCUGCGCCUACGCCGUCACCUACACGGCGAUGUACGUGACCCGAGUGUUCCGAGUGAAGGGCUCUCGCCUGGUGAAGCCCUCCCUCUGCCUGGCCCUGCUGUGUCCAGCCUUCCUGGUGGGCGUGGUCCGUGUGGCCGAGUACCGCAACCACUGGUCAGACGUGCUGGCUGGUUUCCUGACUGGAGCAUCUAUCGCUACCUUUCUGGUCAUCUGUGUCGUGCACAAUUUCCAGAGUCGGCCACCCUCUGGCCGAAGGCUCUCCACCUGGGAAGACCUGAGCCAGGCCCCUACCACGGACAGCCCCCUCGAAAAGUUAAGUGUGGCUCAGGAACCCGAGGCCUGCAGGCCGCAUUCGACACCGGCACGGCUCACCCCAUCCAAGUCGCAGAACUGUGCCCUCCGUGGCCACCUGAUCCCCAGCUGCGUGUCCUCCAGGGCCCCGGCCAUGUGUUCUUCGCCCCGGGUGCCCCGCCCUCGAUUGAGGUCUGAGCCAACGCCCCUGCCACUGCCCUUACCCCUGCCAGCACCGACUCCCAGCCAAGGCCCCUCACCCUCCUCCCCCGGGCCUGGAGGACCAGGUGGGGGUGGCGGGCGUGGCCGGAAGCUGCUGCUGCCUACGCCCCUGUUGCGGGACCUGUACACCCUCAGCGGACUCUAUCCCUCCCCCUUCCACCGGGACAACUUCAGCCCUUACCUUUUCGCCAGCCGCGACCACCUGCUGUGAGACCUACACCCACCCACCCACAUCUACCCGGUGUCCCCAUUUUCCUCCCCUGUCACGCGUGUGUGUGCGUGUGCCAUGUGAGUGCCAAAGGCCCCUCCACCUCCUCCUUUCCCCCAAAAAAAGAAAAGCCCCAGCCUGGUUCAGGCAUCCAGAGGAUGGCUGGAAGGACAUUUGGGGGAGACUGCCUGUCUCUCUUACCCCUUGGGACAUCCCAGGAAGCCAGAGCUCCAGGACAGACCCUUGCCCCAAGUAUUGGCCUUCGAAAGGCUGAAAGCUUGAUUUCCCCAUUGGCCCACGGCUCAGCCAAUGAGAGCUCUGGGUCUCAGAAUUCUAAGCCAGUUGAGCUCACUCCAGCCAAUGGGAGCGUGCUCCCAGGCAAGAGGCCAAGCCCAGCCAACGAAUGAGCCAAUAGGAGCCGUUGGCUUUCAGAAUUUCCGGAGUGGGUGGGUAUGAUGCCAGUCAAUGGGGGACCGCCCUUGUCUAAGCACGUGCAAAGGAGAGGAGGGAGAUUGGGGGAGUGGGGUCCACUCUGUCACCAGGUCCCCUCUCCUCACAUUCACCGAGUCCAGUGGAGGGCUGGGGGCAGGCUCCCCCAUGGCAGGGCCUUAGGGUACCCCUUUCCCUUCUCAGCCCCUCCCGCAUUGUACCCCAUCUCACCACCCCCUCCCUAAAAGCAGAGCUUGCCCCAGUUCAGAGGCUUUGGGGAGCUGAGAUCUUGUCUCCCUUGGCCUGUACCCAGGGCACCCUGAAAUCCUUCUGUUAUUUAUUAGGGCUGUGGGAAAUGACUUUUUUUUUUUUCUUGGAGCCUGCCUCUGUGUUCACACUGUGCUCACCCCAGCCCCAGCCUCAUGAAGAAAUGCCAUCUGGGGGUGGGGUGGGUCAUGGGUAGAACAGAAGGGCUCCCUUACCCUGAGCACCCCAAGGCAGUGGGCAGAGGAGACACCGGCCCUCUUUUCCUGCCUCCUCCUCAUCUUUAAUAAAG
Messenger RNA from Dipodomys spectabilis (banner-tailed kangaroo rat), 2727 nucleotides. It is a transcript of the gene Plppr2, whose product is annotated as phospholipid phosphatase related 2. The record is from RefSeq and is a predicted model, not a curated record. Gene Ontology annotation, biological process: signal transduction; phospholipid metabolic process; phospholipid dephosphorylation. NCBI's taxonomy places the organism in Eukaryota, Metazoa, Chordata, Mammalia, Rodentia, Heteromyidae. Bases 387 to 1745 code for a protein of 452 amino acids. Gene Ontology annotation, molecular function: phosphatidate phosphatase activity. The transcript has 10 exons.